AUGUCUACACCUGAAGCAGACCAUUCAAGAGAUCCUUGCCCAAUUGUUAUAUUGAAUGAUUUUGGAGGUGCUUUCGCUAUGGGUGCCAUUGGUGGAUGCAUAUGGCAUGGUAUUAAAGGUUUCAGAAAUUCACCAUAUGGUGAAAGAUAUUCAGGUGCUAUUAAUGCUGUGAAGGCAAGAGCUCCAGUCGUUGGAGGUAAUUUUGGUGUUUGGGGUGGAUUAUUUUCAUUUUAUGACUGUGGCUUAAGAGCAGUGAGGAAAAGAGAAGAUGCAUGGAAUGCCAUUCUAGCUGGUUUUCUUGUUGGUGGCUCGUUGGCAAUUAGAGGUGGAAAAAGACAUAUUUUCAAUUCCGCAGUCACCUGUGCCUGUGUGUUGGGUGUCUUCGAAGGUGUUGGUAUGAUGUUUUCCAGAUACAUGGCCUGGGCUAACAAACCUGUGGCCAUGCCUGUUCCAGAUGAGCAGCAACAAACCCCCUUGGCGGCAUAA
Messenger RNA from Brettanomyces bruxellensis, 486 nucleotides. RefSeq names its product translocase of the inner membrane (gene TIM17). NCBI's taxonomy places the organism in Eukaryota, Fungi, Ascomycota, Pichiomycetes, Pichiales, Pichiaceae. Gene Ontology annotation, molecular function: transmembrane protein transporter activity. Gene Ontology annotation, cellular component: mitochondrial inner membrane; TIM23 mitochondrial import inner membrane translocase complex. The record is from RefSeq and is a predicted model, not a curated record. Gene Ontology annotation, biological process: protein import into mitochondrial matrix. Bases 1 to 486 code for a protein of 161 amino acids. The transcript has a single exon.